Messenger RNA from Entrophospora sp. SA101, 1364 nucleotides. The record is from the annotation of a GenBank genome assembly. NCBI's taxonomy places the organism in Eukaryota, Fungi, Glomeromycota, Glomeromycetes, Entrophosporales, Entrophosporaceae.
AAAAGGCUACAUCAGAAACUAUUCAGAAAGGACAAGAAGAUUUGGCCUUAAAUCUUGAAAUUAGCGAUCAAAUUCGUAGUAAACAAGUUCAACCUAAAGAUGCCAUGAGAGCUCUUAAGCAGUUUGUUGAUAGUUUACUGGGAAUUGUAAGAUCACCGGCUAGCACAUCUAAUAAUGAUGUCAAAGAAAAACUUCUUGGAUUAAUUCAAACAUGGGCUUUGGCUUUUGAAGGAAAACCUGAACUCGUGUAUGUAACCGAAACGUAUCGACUAUUGAAACAUGAAGGUUAUGUAUUUCCAAAAGUCGAUAAAUCCACAUCAAUUAUGAUGAUUGAUACUGCCACACCACCAGAAUGGUCUGACAGCGAUUUCUGUGUUAGAUGCAGAACUCCAUUUACUUUAUUAAACAGAAAACAUCAUUGUAGAAAUUGUGGUAAAACAUUCUGUGGUGAAUGUUCUUCUAAAUCAACUACAUUGCCUAGCAUUGCUUUAUGUAUUUUCUCAUUAAAUCGGAACAAAAUUUUGAUUAUUUACAGUGCUAGUGUUGAUCUCGCGGAUUCAAAACCUGUUUUAAAUGGUCCAGCUUCAACUUUACAUUCAAAUUCUGCAACAACAAAUGGAAAUGAUACUCAUACAUCUCAAGGAAGCGAUGAAGAGGAUGAGGACUUUAAAAAAGCGAUAGAACUUUCUCUUAAAGAAACUAAAAAUAAUAAAAAUAAUACUCGAGGAGAGGAAGAAAUGGACGAUGAUUUGGCUGCAGCUAUUGCAGCAUCUCUUAAAGACUUAAAGAUCGAUCAAUCCAAAUAUUCAACUCAAACACAAUAUGAUCAUCAAUCAUCAUCAUCUGCCUAUCCUUUUGAUGUGCCAAAGGAUCAAAACGAAUUAUCACAAAUUGAAGCAGAUAACAUUUAUAAAUUCUCAGAUUUACUUGAAAAAAUACAACAAAGUGGCUCAGAUUUGAUAAGAGAUCGACAAGUUCAAGAAUUAUAUGAUAGGAUUGGUGAAUUAAAGCCAAAGCUAACAAAGAACUUGACAGAAACAAUACAAAGGCAUCAGGAUCUCAUGGAAAUGCAUGAAAAAUUAUCUCAAGUUAUCAAAUUAUAUGAUCGACUUUUGGAGGAUAGGAUGUCUAACACAUAUUCACGUCGUACCUCUAACUAUGCUGGUACACAAAGAAUUAUUUCACCAGUAUCAUCCAACGCAGGAAUAGUUUAUCCAUCAAUGCAACAACCAUCAUCAUCUCUUUCUUCAGUUAAUUCGUAUCCUCAAAACCCGACAUAUCCUUUAGCUUCAGCACCUUCACCCUCCUCAGCCUAUAUCUUUGCACAAACACCUCUCACACAAUAUACGCAGCCUAAUGCAUGA